AUCAGUGUAGCCUCAGCAGUGCCACCUGUCACCUGUGCCCAUCAAUGCCCUCUGUCAGUGCUCAUCAAUGCCACCUGCCAGUGCCCAUCAGUGCCGCCUAUCAGUGCUGCAAAUCAGUGCCGCCUAUCAGUGCCGCCUAGCAGUGCCAGUCAGUGCCACCUAGCAGUGCCAGUCAGUGCCACCUAUCAGUGCCACGUAUGAGUGCUGCCUUUCAGUGCCCAUCAGUGAUGCCUGUCAAUGCCCAUCAGUGCCACCUACUAGUGCCUCCUCAGUGCCACCUAUCAGUGCCCAUCACUACAGCCUCAUUAAUACACAUCAGUGAAGGAGAAAAAUCACUUAUUUACAACAUUUUAUAAAAAAAA
Molecule: messenger RNA, 362 nt
Organism: Staurois parvus
Lineage: Eukaryota; Metazoa; Chordata; Amphibia; Anura; Ranidae
Source: the annotation of a GenBank genome assembly